GUGCCUGAGCCGCCUCUUUCCCGGCUGUUCGCCAUCUUGUUGUUGAUUUGAACAGGUCUGGAGCGGGUGAGAAGAGCCGGGUCUGGAGGAGACACCCGCGGGCAGCCGCCCCCCAAGUCCCGACCGGGAGCAGUGCCCGGGGAGGCGGUGACAGAUCUGAAGAUCAGUUUGUGGGUGAAGGAGGAGCCCCCCACCACGGCCGGGCCCCCGCGCCGCUCUCCAUGCCCCCGCCGAGCAUCGGGCGUCUAACGCAAUGUGUGUUUGUCAAACCAUGGAAGUGGGGAAGUACGUCCAGAGCGCAGUGUGCGACCGGGGCCGGGGGGUCCUGCUGGAGCCGUUCAUCCAUCAGGUGGGGGGCCACAGCAGUAUGAUGCGCUACGAUGACCACACUGUCUGCAAGCCCCUCAUCGCCCGCGAGCAGCGUUUCUACGAGUCCCUGCCCCCGGAGAUGAAGGAAUUCACCCCGGAAUAUAAAGGAGUGGUGUCCGUCUGCUUUGAAGGGGACAGCGAUGGCUACAUCAAUCUGGUGGCGUACCCCUACAUGGAGAGCGAGGCGGCCAAUCAUGAAGAAUUUCCGGAGCGAGACCAUCCCAGACGCAAGCACUCCCGCCGAGGCCUGCACCGCGGCAGCAGCACCGACCACAAGGACGAGCGGCCGCUUCUCUCCGGGGAAAACUCAGAGAGCGUCCCUGAGAUGAAGAGCCCGAAGCUGGAGCUGCAGUCGGAGGCCCCCUUCCAGAUGCUGGACGGGAACAGCGGGGUGAGCUCGGAGCGGAUCAGCUACAACCCCUGGAGCCUGCGCUGUCACAAGCAGCAGCUGAACCGCAUGCGCUCCGAGUCCAAGGACCGCAAGAUGUACAAAUUCCUCCUGCUGGAGAACGUCGUCCACCACUUCAAGUUCCCGUGUGUCCUGGACCUGAAGAUGGGGACGCGGCAGCACGGCGACGACGCCUCCGAGGAGAAGGCCGCCCGGCAGAUGAAGAAGUGCGAGCAGAGCACGUCGGCCUCGCUGGGCGUGAGGGUGUGCGGCAUGCAGGUCUUCCAGAUGAACACGGGGCACUACCUGUGCCUGAACAAGUACUACGGGCGCGGGCUGAGCGCGGAGGGCUUCCGCCAGGCGCUGUACCAGUACCUGCACAAUGGCGUCAGCCUCCGCAUGGACCUGUUUGAGCCCAUCCUGAUCAAACUGCAGCGCCUGAUCUCCGUGCUGGAAAGCCAGGCCUCCUACCGCUUCUACUCCAGCUCCCUGCUCAUCAUCUACGACGGACUAGACCGCCCGCGGACAGGGGACCCCCAGGAAACGCCCCCCAUCGUGGACGUCCGCAUGAUAGACUUUGCCCACAGCACGUACAAAGGCUUCCGGGAUGAUCUGACGGUGCACGACGGGCCGGACAAGGGCUACGUGCUGGGCCUGCGCAACCUGGUCAGCAUCCUGGAGCUGAUCCGCCAGGACAACCAGUAGGGGGCGUCGCCCUCACGCCUCAACCGGGACCUGUAUAGACUUCCAUAUAGAGAGCGUAUAUACCAGAUCUAUAUAUCGUCUGCAGCGCGGGGGUUAAAUGUCCAUUAUUUCAUUUCUGUGCGGAGGCGGGUACACGCGGCGGCACGCGCGCUCCGUCUCCUGCUUUGUUACUUCAUGUCGGGCGCGCGCUGAAGCUGAGUCCUCGUGCAGCGCUCUGCGGGGUGAGGCGGACUCCACCGCCAUACGGGUGCGGAGCGCGGCCAGUAUUAAUGACUGUGUCAGUUGCCGGAUGUUCUUCCCAAGGAAGACUGAAGAUAAAGGAGAAGUAACGGCGGCCACAGCGGCCGGGACCCCCUCCCCCGCAGCGCUGAUCCUGCGGAAAAACCGCUGCGGCACUGGCGUCUGUGGCCCCCGGGUGUUGGUGCGGAAAUCUGGGUAUUUGCGCAGUGAUUGGGGCCCCGGCUGCGAUUCCUCACACACCGCAGGCGACCAAAGCUUUUAUCCGGAAUUCUGUGUCCUGCACCCCCACUGAGGCAGAGUCUGCUGCCCCCUCAUGGUGGAGGGGAUGCCCCACCCACUGGGGGCGUGGUAAUGGAGGAAGAUGCCCCACCCACAGGGGGCAUGGUAAUGGAGGAGGGAAUGUUCCACCCACAGGGGGCAUGGUAAUGGAGAUGUCCCACCCACAGGGGGCGUGGCAAUGGAGGAGGGGGUGUCCCACCCACUGGGGGCGUGGUAAUGGAGGAAGAUGCCCCACCCACAGGGGGUGUGGUAAUGGAGAUGCCCCACCCACAGGGGGGGGGGGUAAUGGAGGAGGGGGGGUCACAGGACGUAAUAAUAUUGGUUGCUGUAAAUCCUCUGCCGUCUUCUCCAGUCACACCCAGAGCUGCAGGCACAACUUGCAGAAAAGACUCUUCUCCCAGAAUGCAGUGGGGCACUGGCAUUGUGGUAUAUCGGCUAAAGGGCAUCAGCAGAAUCGGUGCCGCUUUACAUGUGACUGGAGUAUAAGAUGUAGAAGGUGGCGGCGGUCCUCGGGUGGGCAGAUGAGAUGUGGGGGUGCAGCGGCUCUGGGGUCCGGUCCCCCCAUCAGCGCAGACGCAGUAAUGAGCAUUGAAGGCGGGGGAGGGGAGGUGGCAGCGCAAACAGAGAGGACAGCCAGUUUCAGAAAAAGGGGAGGGGCAAAAAGAGCAGGAAGUACCGCCUCCUACCAUGUCUUAUGUGUUUCUGCUCAGCAUACCCAGUUAUAGGUCAAAAGUGUUCACUGUGUGGCCCCUGGCGCCGUGGCCCUCAGAUUUGUAUUUGUCACCAGUGUAUGUCUCACUUUUUUUUUAUUAAACAAUAAUCACAAACGUA
Messenger RNA from Bufo gargarizans (Asiatic toad), 2812 nucleotides. It is a transcript of the gene IP6K1, whose product is annotated as inositol hexakisphosphate kinase 1. Bases 254 to 1462 code for a protein of 402 amino acids. The record is from RefSeq and is a predicted model, not a curated record. Gene Ontology annotation, cellular component: nucleus; cytoplasm. Gene Ontology annotation, molecular function: inositol hexakisphosphate kinase activity. NCBI's taxonomy places the organism in Eukaryota, Metazoa, Chordata, Amphibia, Anura, Bufonidae. Gene Ontology annotation, biological process: phosphatidylinositol phosphate biosynthetic process; inositol phosphate biosynthetic process. The transcript is spliced from 6 exons.